Blastomyces dermatitidis ER-3 is the source of this 1671-nucleotide messenger RNA. RefSeq names its product ribosome biogenesis protein Noc4. The transcript is spliced from 3 exons. NCBI's taxonomy places the organism in Eukaryota, Fungi, Ascomycota, Eurotiomycetes, Onygenales, Ajellomycetaceae. Bases 1 to 1671 code for a protein of 556 amino acids. The record is from RefSeq and is a predicted model, not a curated record. Gene Ontology annotation, biological process: ribosome biogenesis. Gene Ontology annotation, cellular component: nucleolus; small-subunit processome; Noc4p-Nop14p complex.
AUGCCCGGCCUGCUUGAUGGAGUGCACAACUCCAAAAAAAGGAAGAAGGAUGCUUCGGAACGCAAACCGCAAUCGUCCAAGCGGAGAGCUGUAGCGGACGACAAUGAGGAUAAAAACAGGAUACAGCAGUUGGAGGACCAGAUAGCAGAGUCCCGAAAGUACUAUAACAACAUUGUCACCUUGAUAUCCCUCUUUAUCACCGAAGACUCUACAAAGUCACCCAAUCUCACUGUUGCCCUUUCACUCUGCAGGGUCUUCUGCCGACUGUUGGCAGGAGGCCAGUUCAACAAACCCAAAGGCGCAAGUGAGCAGGACUUGAUACUGGUUGCAUGGCUGAAAGAAAGAUAUCAAGAGUAUCAACAGGGUUUGAUUAAUGUUCUCAAAAAGGCAGAGCCAACAGCUCAAAUUGCGGCCCUCUCCCUUUGCAUGCGCUUGAUCAAAGAACAGUCCAUCAAUGGAGGAGCUGGAGCUGAUGUGGGAGUGUGGAAGGGGGGCUACUUCAACGACCUGGUUAUAGCUCUCAUCGAGGCCCAAGAUGGAGAGCGUGUGCGGUCGGAAUUCAUCGAGAACUUUCUGACCAAGUACCAUGAUGUUGCUUUUUAUACCCUUCUUCGGCUCUCCAAUUUUGCAUCAACCAAUAAAUCUCCCGAGUCAAUAGAAGUUGUCAUAUCCCUCUUAUCCGCCCUAGGCCAACCGCCACCGCCAAACCACGAGUUCGAGAGUUUCUACACCGACCUAUCAAGUGUCGGUCAAAAACACAAAGCUACCCUUCUCUCUGUUUCUUCGUACAAGCAACGCGUCCAAGCUGCUUGGCUCAGCGUUCUACGGAGUAAUACUCUAAACGAACAGCAAAGAAAGACUCUCCUCCGCCUAAUGUCCCGCCUUAUAGCCCCAUGGUUCCUCAAACCGGAGAUGCUCAUGGACUUCCUAACGGAUUCUUACGACCAGGGAGGAUCAACAUCCCUCCUCGCCCUCUCAGGCCUCUUCUACCUAAUCCAAGAAAAGAAUCUCGACUACCCACAAUUCUACCAGAAACUCUAUUCUCUCCUAGAUGCCGACCUCCUCCAUUCAAAACACCGUUCUCGCUUCUUCCGCCUCCUCGACACCUUCCUGUCCUCCUCCCAUCUCCCCGCAACCCUUGUCGCAAGUUUCAUAAAGCGGCUAUCCCGGCUCGCGCUCAACGCGCCCCCGGCUGCCAUAGUCGUCAUCGUUCCCUGGAUCUACAACCUCCUGAAGUCCCACCCAACAUGUACCUUCAUGUUGCACCGCGUGAUCCGCGAUGAGGCCUCACAAUCCAAAUUGCAAUCGCACGGCAUGACCGACCCCUUCGAUCCUACGGAGCCAGACCCAACCCGCACCGGCGCUCUAGAAAGCAGUCUGUGGGAAAUCGAGACUCUGCAGUCACAUUACCAUCCCAAUGUGGCAUCGCUUUCGAAGAUCAUCUCAGAGCAGUUUACGAAGCAGGCGUAUAACUUGGAAGAUUUCUUGGAUCAUUCGUAUCAAGGGAUGGUUGGGAUGGAGCUAGGGAAGGAGGAAAAGGAGUUCCGAAAGGCUCCUGUGGUAGAGUUUCAGAUUCCGAAGAGAAUUUUUACGGAUAGGUUGCUGGAGGAGGAUGGGGGAGUGGACAAGGAAGUAGGGGCGUUGGUAAGAGGCUUGUGGGAUUUUACGUAA